Clupea harengus (Atlantic herring) is the source of this 4026-nucleotide messenger RNA. It is a transcript of the gene cyld3, whose product is annotated as cylindromatosis (turban tumor syndrome) 3. NCBI's taxonomy places the organism in Eukaryota, Metazoa, Chordata, Actinopteri, Clupeiformes, Clupeidae. The record is from RefSeq and is a predicted model, not a curated record.
CUGCUUUUGGGCGUGAGAUUACUUUGUUUUCUGUGCGACGUGGUGUCAAAGUUUGUUACUCUGAGAUGUCCGUAUCGACCCGUCUAUGUGCACAGUGAGUCCGCCCAUCGCUUAUUCACCAUGUCGGGAGUCGCACGCCAUCAAAGUAGUAGAAGACGGCGUCCCCCCAAAAUGUUUCUGGUGGCGUCCGACCUGAAGAUCCAGGACCACCUGGAUGGAACCAUUCGGGUGCUACGGGGCUACCUGUGCCAGGAGCAAGAAACCCUGGAAAGGAAUGGCAAAGUGGAGCAGUUGUGGGUAAAAGUAUUAGAUAACGGCUGGAUGGUUAAGAUUGAGAGGCACGUGCUCAUGGAGAUACCCGCCGACCAGGCUGGCCUAUUGGAGCCAGUGACGGAGCCGGAAGCCCGCCUGAAACUUCACAACAAACCUCAUCGGCUGCAGCGAUUGGCUGUCCUGCCUUUGGGGUCGCCCGUAACCGUAGUGAUGAGCCACGGUGGCCUGGCCGAGGCAGAGCUUAGAUACAGGGGACCCCUGACUAGAGGGAGUUCGGCCGUAUACUUUGGGGUGCAACUGAAGGGUUGGGCAGCGGGUAAGGGCACCAGUACCGGCACCUAUAAAGGCCACCAGCUCUUCACCUGCCCCGAGGCAUGUGCCCUCUUCGUCCCUGCCAGCCAGCUCACCCUGCGGCGCUUCUCCCGCGAGACUGACGCCGCCGAACGCCAGCCCUCUAACACCAGCGCUCCUCACAACCCCCCCAGCGCACAACCCCCCACCUCCCACCAGACGGUGAGCAUUCUUUCACGCACGGCUGAGUCCAUCCCUGGGCCAGCCUCUCCCACCGCUCCGGCGCUGCAGCAGGGCCAGCGGGUGAUAUUCACCCAGGACGAGGCCAUUCAGACGGGGAGGGUGGUGUUCUGUGGGGCCCUGCCUGGCAGGAGCUCUGGAGGUGUUUUCGUGGGCUUGCUUCUGGACAGCCCGGUCGGUUCGUGGGAUGGCACGUAUAAGAACCAUACGCUCUGCUCCAUCUCUUCCCCUCAGUUUGGUCAUCUCCUCCCCCUCUCCAAAGUCACUCCAGUGGAAUCCAGACCACAGAAGUCACCCCCUCCCGUGGUUAACCCCAAAUCUGCCCUGAAACCCCCUUCCCUACCCCCCCCAAAAACUGCCCUGGUGCCUGUGCUGCCCCCGUACCCUAAACCGGCUUUAAAGCCCGUAAAUGCCCCCAAACCCAUCUCCCCAACUCACCCCGCUGUCCCAGCCACCGUGCCAUCCCCUCCCCUAUACCACGCAAAAGUAGCCCUUCAGCCCCCCCCAAAACCAUCCACCUCCCCUCCGUCCCUCCCGAGCGUCACCUCCAAACCCCCGCCUCCUCCCCCUGCCAACCUGAAGCCCUCCAUCAAGCCGCCGCUGCCGUCGACGCCGUUUUACCCGAGUACUGACCAGGCGCGUGGCUCCAACGGCCUCCCGGGGCCGCCCUCCCCUCCACCGCUACUGGAGGAGGUGGAGUACGAGUACGAGUAUGAGGCGGGCGCCGGGAUGGAGCUGGAGGUGGGCUCCAUGGUGGAGGUCAACGAGCCGCCGCAGUACGGCGUCAUCCGCUGGAUCGGACGCAUCGGCAGCAUCCCCGAGCUCGUCGCGGGAGUGGAGCUGGACCAGGAGAUAACCGCCGGCACAGACGGUAGUUACCUGGGCGAGCGCUACUUCCGGUGCCCGUCCAAUAAGGGUCUGUUUGUGAAGCUCCGCAGCUGUAGGCGGGACUCCAGAUUCCCCGCCCCCGAGACGCCCAUCAACCAAGUGGAACGCUGCAACUCCAUAGCAUUUGCAGAGUGGGGCAGUGAGCGCGUUGAGGAGCACACCCCUCCCCUGCUGGGCCUGGAGGCCAGAGAACACUACCAUGGCUGGAAGAAGGGCAUCCAGGGACACCUCAACUCCUGCUACCUGGAUGCCACGCUCUUCAGCCUGUUCUCCUGCUGUAGUUCUGCAGACUCUGUGCUCUUCUGUCCCCCCGGGCCGCAGGAUGGCCCCCGCAGUCGCGCGGCUCAGGACCUGCUACGCUGCGAAAUCGUCAACCCCCUGCGCAGGUAUGGGUAUGUCUGUGCCAGCAAAACUAUGGCACUACGCAAACUACUAAAGGCAGAAACGACAGAUGCUGGCUUCACCAAUCAGGAGAAAGACCCUGAGGAGUUCUUCAACAAGCUUUUCCAGCUCUUGCGGGUGGAGCCUCUCCUAAGGAUCCGGUCGAUGAACCAUCAGCCUCAGGAGUGUCACCUCUACCAGCUCUUCCCUCCCUCCACCGCUCCCUCUCUAUCCUCUCCUCCUGCUCUCUCUCCCUCCCUCUCUCUGGCCCCCCUCUCCCCCAUCCCCCUCUCCCCUCCGGCGGAUCACAUGAGAGUGGCGAGUGUGCAGGCGCUACUGGAGGCCUCCUUCAUCCACUCAGGGCUCAAGUUCGCUGAGGCUCCCUCUUGCCUGCCUCUGCUCAUGCCCAGGUUUGGGAAGGACUUCAAGAUGUUCGACGCCAUCCUGCCCUCACUAACUCUGGACAUCACAGACCUGCUGGAUGAGACCCUGCGGCAGUGUAGCAUCUGUCAGUCACUGGCGCACUGGGAGUGUCUGCAGUGCUAUGAGGACCAGGAUAUCACGCCCGGCCGCCUCAAACAGUUCUGCCACACCUGCAACACUCAGGUGCACACCCAUAAGAAGCGCGCGUCGCACCACCCUGAGCGUGUGCGGACCCCUGACUGCCCGUGGGCGGAGCAGUGGGAGGGGUCUCUGGGCGGCAGCCGCCAGCAGCUCGAGCUGUUUGCCGUCACCUGCAUUGAGACCAGCCACUACGUCAGCUUCGUGCGCCAUGGACCCCAGCCCACGGACUGGCUCUUCUUCGACAGCAUGGCCGACAGGGAAGGUGGGGAGAAUGGCUUCAAUGUGCCUCAAGUGAGGGCGUGUCCAGAGGUAGGCCGCUACCUCAGCCUAUCGGAAGAGGAGUUGAGCCGGCUAGACCCUGCCUCCCUGAAGGACACAGUCCGCCGGCUGCUUUGCGACUCUUACAUGUGUCUCUACCACUGCCCCCAGAUCAGUCUCUACAAGUGAUGCUCAUGUACAUACAUACAUACAAACACACACACACACACACACACUUGCACUAUGUGUAUGUGCCGCUAUGUACAGAUCAGCCUUUUCCUGUGACACACACACAUACACAGAAACAGACUGUGCUGUAAAAAUAGACACGUUCACACUUAUAUAUUUGUAAAACAAAUUACAAAUCAGCCUCCAUUAGGAACACAUCAGGUCAAACACACACACCUGGGGGGUAUUCGUUGUACAUGGUUUAGUGACAAACCUGGAUAAGUUAACUCGGAGUAAGUGGUAAACCUCCUAAUAAAAUAACCCCCAUUGGUUCAUUCUCCUAGCAAAACAACGUCAGAGGGCUCUUCUAUUAGGAGGUUUACUACUUACUCUGAGUUAACUUAUCCAGGUCACUAAACCACGUACGACGAAUACCUCCCUGUUUCACUAUGAACCAUACAAAAACACACACACAUACAUACACAUACACACACACACAUGCAUGCGCACACAUGCAUGCACACACAUACACACACACACACACAUGCAUGCACACACAUGCACACACCGGCCAACCUCUGCCUUAAAGUCAUGUGGUCUGAUGUUCAGUGGUGGUUGUAGACAUAAGGCCAGUUCCAGUGUUUGUUUGUUUUUUUACACACACUUCAAACCAGCUUGUAUGUUUAUAGUUACAAGCAGUUAGAGCACAAGCUUGCAGCCUUGUUAUAUUUUUUUAUUUAUUUGGAGAGGAAAUGUUUGCAUUUGUAAUUGUUUAAAGGAAUCCACUCUUUCCACUUGUCAUAACCUGAUCUUGAGCUUGAUCUUUGUGCACUGUUAUGAAUUGUUGUAUUUGUAUGGGCAAGGGAAUACAUAAAAAUAGCAUUUUUUUUUUGUUUUGUACUGUGUAUACAAAUGUUUCUGUAUAUUCUUACUCGUGGAAACAUAAAAUCUGUGUAUUUUCAA